This is a messenger RNA of Callorhinus ursinus (northern fur seal), 3383 nucleotides long. RefSeq names its product uronyl 2-sulfotransferase (gene UST). The record is from RefSeq and is a predicted model, not a curated record. Gene Ontology annotation, molecular function: sulfotransferase activity. Gene Ontology annotation, cellular component: membrane. NCBI's taxonomy places the organism in Eukaryota, Metazoa, Chordata, Mammalia, Carnivora, Otariidae.
GCUGCCCUCCGCGCGGCCCUGCCCAUGUGCAGCCGGCCGGCCGGGCUCUCCUCCUCGCAGGCGGAUGGGUGACCUUUUCCUGGCUCGGGCAGGCUGUGCGAGGCGGCGGAGCAGGCGAUGAAGAAGAAGCAGCAGUAUCCCGGCGGCGGCGCGGAUGCCUGGCCCCAUGGGGCCCCUCUGGGGGGCGCCCCUGCGGGCCUGGGCAGCUGGAAGCGCCGGGUCUCCCUGCUGCCUUUCCUGCGCUUCUCCCUCCGGGACUACGGCUUCUGCAUGGCCACCCUGCUGGUCUUCUGCCUGGGCUCCCUCUUCUAUCAGCUCAGCGGGGGACCCCCUCGCUUCCUGCUCGACCUGCGGCAGUAUUUGGGAAAUUCCACUUACUUGGAUGAUCAUGGACCACCUCCUAGUAAGGUGCUACCUUUCCCCAGCCAGGUGGUGUACAACAGAGUAGGCAAGUGUGGGAGUCGUACUGUGGUCUUGCUUCUGAGAAUCUUGUCGGAAAAGCACGGAUUCAAUUUGGUCACGUCAGACAUUCACAACAAAACCAGGCUUACUAAAAAUGAACAAAUGGAACUGAUUAAAAAUAUAAGUACUGCCGAACAGCCCUAUUUAUUCACUCGACAUGUUCAUUUCCUCAACUUCUCAAGGUUUGGAGGAGACCAGCCUGUCUACAUCAACAUCAUUAGAGACCCCGUCAACCGGUUUUUAUCUAACUAUUUUUUCCGUCGAUUUGGAGACUGGAGAGGGGAACAGAAUCACAUGAUCCGCACCCCCAGCAUGAGGCAGGAGGAGCGCUACCUGGAUAUCAAUGAGUGCAUUCUUGAAAACUAUCCUGAGUGUUCCAACCCCAGAUUAUUUUACAUCAUUCCAUAUUUUUGUGGACAGCAUCCCAGAUGCAGGGAGCCUGGUGAGUGGGCCCUUGAAAGAGCAAAGUUGAACGUGAAUGAAAACUUCCUGCUUGUGGGGAUUCUCGAAGAGUUGGAAGACGUGCUGCUUUUACUGGAAAGAUUUUUACCUCAUUACUUCAAGGGUGUGCUCAGUAUCUACAAAGACCCAGAGCAUAGGAAACUUGGAAAUAUGACUGUGACCGUGAAGAAGACUGUCCCCUCCCCCGAAGCCGUGCAGAUUCUCUACCAGCGAAUGAGAUACGAGUAUGAGUUCUACCACUACGUCAAAGAGCAGUUCCACCUGCUGAAGCGCAAGUUUGGACUGAAGUCCCACGUCAGCAGGCCCCCUCUGAGACCCCAGUUCUUUAUUCCAACUCCACUGGAAACCGAGGAGCCAAUCGAUGACGAGGAGCAAGAUGACGAGAAGUGGCUAGAAGAUAUUUAUAAGAGGUGAUGCCAGCACUGUGUUGCCUCCACCGGCUGUAUCUCCCUUUUCCAGAAAGUUCUUUUGUGGGGGGGAGGAAAAAUCCUUAAGGGACUAAAUUAAUGCUCAGCUGCAUUAAAAAGAACAAAACAUGCCCAUAUGUUGGGGUCAUGGGGAGAUGCCUGGUUUUGCGGGUCUCACUUGUCUGACUGCAUUGUGUCUUCCUGGCUCCUUGGGUCCUAUCCCAGGUACACUAGAUGGUGCCAUCAUGGAGCAUCCCAUCAAAACAUAGCUUUUCCCUCUAACAUCAUGAAAGGAGGGGGAGAAAUAGAGCCCAUGGCCCAGUAACUUAUCAUUUGUAAAAUGACUUGUAAAAAUAUUACCUCAGUGGUAGGACACAUCCAGACUUACCUAUUUCGGUAGAAAGACAAAACCACUUCAGAGACCAGGGAAUCCACUCUAGAAGGAUCUAAGAGGAGAAGCUAAGACUGAUAAGGACCUCAAAAGGGAGGAUGCCCUUGGAUGAGUGGUUUCUGCCCCCGUGGGUAGAAUUCUGCCUCUGGUCCAUCUCAGGGGACACCUUCACCAAGAGCAGCGUACUUAUCUCUGAAAGGAGUCAGCUCUUGCCACACCCCCAACCCAUCUAGAGCCUCGGGUACCUUUCAAGGUCAAGGGGCACGGCAAGCUCCAUUGAGACACUCCCUUUCCAAGCACUAUUCUGACAGAUAUCAAAGCAGUGUAGCAGGGAAAAGAAUUUGUUUGCUAUGUAAGGAAGACUGUAGGCGAGACAGAGCAACUCUGGAGGUCAUGUGACAUCAGGAAAAUGGUACGGUUGUGUUCUUUGCACCCAGUAUGAAACAUCUCUCUCCCCAGCAUGCUUUCACUGGAAACCCAGGAACCAGUUUAGCUCUGGCAUUUGGCGGCUGUGGGCAGAAGUUCUAAGCCUGACCACAGACGACGAUGCAUAAUCUACCAGGCAAACCCCUGGCCCCAGUUGGGUCCACAGUCACUGGCAUCUUUCACCUUUGGUCCCUUGAGAGGUACCUGGUUUUGGUAAAAAAAAAAAGAAAAGGGGGGGGUCCUGAGUUCUACUCAGGCAGCUGUGAAACCACAGUCCCAUUUCUUAUGGAAGCAGCUCUCUCCUGAGAACGCUUAUUAAGACAUUAAGAAGAGAAGAAGCAAGAGCUUCUGGUAAGUGUCUGCCUGACCAGCUCUCUGAGUAGGUGUCUCCCUGCAGAGUAGUCUGCAUAGCUGUUGGGCAGUUCCAUUGCUCCAAAUAUCUCUUCUCCCCAUUUCUCUCCCGUCAUCUGCCACCUAUUCAUGAUCCUGUGGGUCUUCGGCUUCUGAAAUGUUUUCACCGUUAACUGCUCCCUCCUCCCCAGCCCUGAAUAUACAUAUAUUCCUGGGUGGAUAACAUACAGCCAACCGAGAAGCAAGGGUGCAGGUGGUGAUGGUAGGCAGGAUACUUGCAUCAGAUUUUGUCUCCUUCAUGUUUUUUCCCCUAGAGCCGGUCCUUUCAAAGCACUAGCAAAGUGUGAGUUGGGAACACUUAAUAGUAAAUAAGACUGACUUUACACAAGCUACACAUUUUCUACUUUUCAGAAACCAACAAGUCUCUCUAGAGUUUUUUCUUCGUUCACUAAAACUGGACGGUAGCCAAGAUAUAAAGCAAGUCCUUUGGAACCUGUCAAGUGAGCACUAAAGCUACUUUAUCAUGAGAUGUACUGAGAAGGCUCCGCCCCACAGGAGUCCAGCGAAGGCUGGGACCACAGAGGCACAAAAUCCAGCAUUUGGCCACUGGUGGGCCUCCUUUCUGCCUCAGAGAACUGGGGCAGAGACGUGCUUAAGAAAAAUGUUCUUAGAAGAGGAAAUAUCCUUUGUCCUGUUGAGAGAGGCCAGGGCCCUACCAUUAGGCCUACCUUAAAAAGCAACACAGAGAACCGCUGUCCUAUUGAAAACAAAAACAAGAACGACAGCCUGGUACAUGGUGAGUCAUUUCUCUGAAACUGCACAUAAAGAAUGAUAAUUAGUUCACACACUGUACAAGCUCACUCUCUGAAAAUAAAAUUGAAUUG